AUGGCGCGUGGUAUCAUCAAGCACUUGAAGCGCAUGUAUGCGCCCAAGCACUGGAUGCUGGACAAGUUGAGGGGACGAUGGGCGCCCAAGCCCAAUGCUGGUCCUCAUAAGCUCAGGGAGUGCUUGCCUCUCAUCGUGAUGCUGCGACAGAGGCUGAAAUAUGCCCUUACCUACCGUGAGGUGAAGAUGAUUGUCAUGCAGCGUCUGAUCAAGGUAGAUGGGAAGGUGCGAUGCGACAUGUUUUACCCCGCCGGCUUCAUGGAUGUCAUCCAGAUUGAUAAGACCAAGGAGAACUUCCGCCUCCUCUACAACACCAAGGGCAGGUUUGUGCUGCACAAGGUGGCAAAGGAGGAGGCCAACUACAAGCUUUGCCGCGUGAAGCGCGUCACCCGUGGUCCCAAGGGCGUGCCUUACGCCGUGACCCACGACGGCCGCACCUUGCGGUACCCGGAUCCGGACAUCAAGGCCCACGACACCUUGCGGUUGGACCUGGAGACCGGAAAGAUCCUGGACCAUGUGAAGUUUGAGACUGGAAAUCUGGUGAUGAUCAGCGGUGGAAACAACAUUGGCCGAGUGGGCACCAUCACCCACGAGGAGAAGCAUCCAGGGUCCUUCGAGAUGGUGCACAUCAAGGACGUUCUCCAGGUUGGUAAGGCAGACACCGGACCUCAUUUUCAGGACUCAGCCGGACACCAAUUCAACACUCGUUUGGAGAACGUCUUUGUCAUCGGCCAGGGGAACAAGCCUUGGAUCUCUUUGCCCAAGGGCAAUGGCGUGAAGCUCAGCAUCGUGGAGGCCGGAGCAUUUGAGGGUUUGUUGUCGGACGGCCCUUUCUUGGGUGGAGAGGGAAAAGCGGCUUCCCGGGAUUGGGGUCAAAGCGGCAUUUUCUCAGAAGGCGACAUCGACGUGAUUGCCGUGGAUGAAAAAGCAUCAAGUUGCGGCGCCAUUGGGGUGGAGAGAUCUCAGAUUUGGUCCGGCCGCGGAGUCCGCGGCUCCGUUCUGCGGCGCUUGGUGGAAGUCACCAAGGCUAUCCAGCGCUGUGGCCAAGCGCAGCAGUGGUCUCGAGCCCUGUGGCAGUUCUAUGAAGCACAAAGAGAGAUCUCUCUGGACGAGGCGGCUCUUGGGGCCACCGUGCACGCUAUGGCCCAGGCUGCGCAGUGGUCAGUGGCCCUGCACCUGCUCGAGCAAACCUCCCACCGCCGCGGCGGGCGUGCUGCCUCGCAGGGCGCCGGGUUGCUGGCGCUCGCGCGGGCUGUCCAGUGGCAAAGAGCGAUGCAAAUGCUGCAAAAGACCGAGGUCGAGGUGGACAUCGUGAGCAUCAACGUGGUGCUGAAGGCGAUCGCGCAUGGCGCCGUGUGGCGCUGGGCCAUGCAACUUUUGGAGGAUGCGCAGGCGCGCAGGCUUACACCAACAAGAAGUAGCUACAUUUCUGCAUCCUCCGCUUGCCGCAAUGCCUCCCGAUGGGAUUUAGCUCUUGGCUUCUUCACCACGCCCGCGCGAGUUGGGGAAGACACCGCAGGCCAGGCAGAUCCGACCUCCUUGGGAACCACCUUGGCGAGCCAAGAGCGCGCUACUCAAUGGCAGCAGGCUUUGCAGCUCCUUUUUGACCCACGUUUGGCUUCAGCAGUGGAUGCGCAGUCCAUGAGCCUUGUUUUCACUUCUUUGGCCACUUCAGCUCAGUGGCAGCAGGCCUUGCACCUUGCACGGGAUCGACCAUUGGAUCGGAUCGCCCGCAGCAGCCUGCUGCGGGCACACGAACGCGCCAGUCGCUGGCCUCAGGCCUUGUACUUGGCGACCAGUGCCCAGCUGGACCCUGCAUCAUUGGCCCUGGCACAAGACGCUUGCGAGGCCGUGUUGAAGCCAAGUGAUCUAAGCCAUCGCCUCAUGCGAGCGGUCCUCGAUUCAGGAUUUCACCUGGGCGAGCUUUUACCUGCCCUCGACCGCCUGACCCUCUUCCGCUCCUUGCCUGCUCAGCGCUUGGAAUGGCACCUGGAGAGGCGCCUUUGGCACGCGCUGAAAAGAGGCACAUCCCAAGAUUCUUGGCUUUGA
Durusdinium trenchii is the source of this 2049-nucleotide messenger RNA. The record is from the annotation of a GenBank genome assembly. NCBI's taxonomy places the organism in Eukaryota, Dinophyceae, Suessiales, Symbiodiniaceae.